This is a messenger RNA of Xyrichtys novacula (pearly razorfish), 477 nucleotides long. The record is from the annotation of a GenBank genome assembly. NCBI's taxonomy places the organism in Eukaryota, Metazoa, Chordata, Actinopteri, Labriformes, Labridae.
AUGAUGAUGGAAAUAUCCAUUGUAAUGCUGAAUGGCGAACGCCACACUCUGACGGUGAACCCCCGAGACACCGUGGGGUCUCUGAAGAGACUGAUCCAGGAGAAGCUCGGGGUUCCCUACGGGGAGCAAAGGCUGGUCUUUUAUAACGGGCACAGUACCUCUCUCAACGAUGACAACAGGACCCUGGAAAGUUACUCCCUUCACUCCGGCUCCCAGGUCACUCUGCUGAUCACCAAACCGCCUGACACCUUCCAGGUGUUUGUCAAGAACGUGGAGGGAAAUACGAAAACCUACGACAUAACGAAGGAUGAGACUGUAGACAUGUUAAAGAGAAAAGUCGAGAAAGUGGAGGGGGUUGCUGUGAGCCAGCAGAGGCUGAUUUUUCAGGGCAAAGAGAUGACAAGCGGGAAACUCUCGGACUACAACGUUAAAGAGCACAGUACCAUCGAGAUGACGAUGCGUCUGAGAGGAGGCUGA